This is a messenger RNA of Serendipita indica DSM 11827, 1233 nucleotides long. NCBI's taxonomy places the organism in Eukaryota, Fungi, Basidiomycota, Agaricomycetes, Sebacinales, Serendipitaceae. The record is from the annotation of a GenBank genome assembly.
AUGUCCCGCAACGAGUACUUUGAUACGUCUGGCACGAAUCCAGGAUAUCGCCGGACUCAGAUGCCAUGGGACCAGCCAACGUAUGGCCAAGGGUACACUGAUUCACGUCGUGGAUCAUCUGACUUCUCUGCCGCUUCGAGUCGGAGCUCCUUGUUGAUCGAAGAUACGACCAGAGUCGCACCCACUUCGAGCUUCAUCAGUCCUCUAUUCCCAAGUCCAGUAACCAGAGCCCAAGACGCAUUGAUGCAUCCCCAGUCCAACUUGGACCUUGUCUCCUUGUUCGACUCUUUCCAAGGGCUGCAACACCCCAGCAAUACCAACUUGGAGCUUCCGCCUCUGGAUAUCUUCGCAGAGGAUUCUUAUGCGUUUCAGACGCAACCUCAGGGUGUACCCACGUUCGGUCAGACCGCCCAGUACCCUACAUGGACUGACCAUCAAACCUCGCUCCAUGGGCUUGGCUUCGAAUCGAACAUUGAUUCCACCCUCAGCCGUACCUUCGGUAGCAACAUGGUGCUCAGCACUCAUGUGGAUGUUCAGGCAUUCCCAAUAUCCCAUGGCGGCGACAGCACGCAACCGCUCAAUGCAUUUGAGACUAGUCCCAGUCUCAAUCCUUGGCUCGGUGGUAGCCAAAAUGAAAUGAUGGGCAAUACAGCUACGAAUCAUCUUUCUCCAAUCGCCUCUCCCCCAUCCUCUGUCGACGUCGAUGAUCAGAGCGUGGGUCGCCAACCGGUGAAUCUACGUCCCCAACAGCAGAAUAAUGCUAGGAGCACCGAAAAUCUUCCAUUGGAGGAGAUCGAUAAAUACCUGAGGAGGAAUCCCUUGCCGCGCAGUAAAGCGGGUCAUGGAUCUCGUGGCGGUGCGAAAGAUUGGUCGUGCACAUACCAUCCAUGCACUCAUGGCCCGUAUACAAACAAAAGACGGGACCAAACGCGCUGUCACAUCGCUGCGCAUCUUGGGUACAAGUCACACAAGUGCGAAAGUUGUCAAAGCAAGUUCUUGCGUCGCGCAGAUCUCAAGCGACAUAUUACAAAUGCCUGCAAAUCUCUGAAAGGAAACACAAGAAGCGGAGCUCAAUCAAUCGCACCGAGACCAGGAAGUAGUCCAGCUGGAGUGGGCAUGAGCACUGGGGAGUCGCUCUUUUUCAAUCUUCCAGACGCCAGAGCAACGAAAGGAAGUGCAAAAUACAUACAGAUCCCACCGCAAUUCAAUGCGUACGACGCGCUCCAAAACUAG